CACAACGUAGACUAUAGGUGCGUACAGAAACAUAACAACAUGGCUUCCAAUCAAGAAAUUCCAGAAGAAGCCUUUGAAAUUCACAACGAAAUGGUGGAUUAUCUUGGUGAACAAAUUGAUGAUGACCACCUAUGCCGACUUAAGAGGCGGUUUAAUAAUAUCCCGCUUACCCCUGUUGACAUUGAUAAAAUCCAUGAUAUAUCCGGCUUAUUCAACCGUCUUAUGGAAAAAGAGAAGAUAGGUAUUGGCAACUAUACAAAAAUUAUAUCAAACCUUCGGCAGAUCAAUCAAAAGCUGGCAACAUAUGUGGAGAAAAAAGAAAAAGAAAUAAAAGCAAUUAUCAAUGGAGGUCCAUCACCAGCCAAGCAACCAAGGUCAGGAGAUCAAGACCAGCAACAGUCUACAGGUGAUCUGGCUGCUAAGAAUGUCACAACAGCAAACACAAGCCAUGACAAAAAAAUCCAUCCUGACUUAGAACCCAUGAUAGAAACAAUCAAAGCCAAGAUCAGAAAAGAAAAAGAAAAAAAGUUUCACCCCACCAAAGGUUUCUGUGAUGCUAAAGACAAGCUCCAAAAGAACAGGGUUGUCAUCAUCAAGGGAAACACGGGAGACGGUAAAACAGCAAUCGCCGUUCAACUCCUUCAUUGGCUGAGUCAGGAGCAAGAAGCAGGACAACCCUUACAGCUUCACAAUAUUGAGAAAUUAGAUUUAUUGGCUCCAAACUUAAAACUGAUCACAUUUAUUGAUGAUAUUUUUGGUGAGAAAGAUGUGUGUAAAAAGGAUGUACAAGAGUGGAACAAAAGAAUCUCAGAUGUAAAAACACUUUUUAUUGAUGAACAAACAGAGACCAACUUUCUUCUCAUUACUGUUCGCAAUGAAGUAUUUUAUUAUUUAGAAAAACGUUCUUUUGGAACAAUUUUUAGCAAAGACAACUUAAUUGAUCUUAGCUCUGAUACAUACAAAGUUGAAGAAGAGAAAAAAAGACUUUUAGAGCUGUAUAAGCCAGAACACUUUUCAUGGUCAGAGGAAGAAAAAAAUCAAAUUUUAACUUACGCACCAAACAUUGGAUUCCCACAAUGUUGCCAGCUUUUCUACAAUUCUAAAAAAUUGCAGAAAGAACGAGUUAGAUUUUUUGAAAAUCCUUUUCAUUUUUUGAAUGAAGCGUUGUCAAAAUUACAAGAAUGUUCUGCCCUUUUGUUUCUCUUCCUCAAUAAUGGUAGGAUAAGUGUAAAAGAUCUGGAUCCAAACAGUCAAAAAGUCAACCAAAAAUUGCUGGAAGAAGCUUUUGAUAUCAAUUUAAUUGAUGGUGAAAAUGGCAGUACCAAUUUGACAUAUAAGAAAAAAAUAGGAUUUGUAAAAGAAAGUUUAGAGAAAUUGUUUGGAUUUUUAGUAGUGAAGGAGAAAUGUUGGUUUGGUGAGGAUGUGUACAGAUUUAAUCACGAUUCUAUUUAUGUUGCUGUGGCACUUUUGUAUGGAAAAGCCACACCAAUUGGCUACAUACAGAAUUGUCCCAGCAAAUCCCUCAGUUUUCUAACAACCUCAGAAACAGCCUCAAACAUGAUUGUUUUAUCAUCUGAUCAUUAUACAGAAAUGUGUGAGCGUCUACUCCGAGAGUUUGAAUGUAAGGAGAAUCGAUAUGAUACUUGUAUUGGCUCUCUACAUGUAUGGAAUGAUUUUGUAUUUGUUAAAAGAUUUGUCGGGUUGUUGAAUGACAGAAAAUAUGAUAAACUUAAUGUGUUGAAUAAAGCAUGCUUUUUUGGUGCAGAAGAAUGUGUUUUAUAUCUUCUGUCAAAAGGUGUGAAACCUGACAAUGACACAGCAUUGUCAUUGGUUAGUAGUAGAUAUUGGAAUGCUAGUAACAGACAAGUGUGUUUACUUAGGAAAAUUGCUGUAUAUUUGAAUGAUGAGACAAAACUUGCUGUGUUGAAUGAAGCAUGUUCUUCUGGUGCAGAAGAGUGUGCUUUAUAUCUUCUGUGUGAGGGAGUAGAACCUGACGAGGAGACAGUGUUUAGUGUGGUGAAGGGAGAGAGUGUGAAAGUGUUACGUAAUCUACUGCAGUAUAACGUCACUCGUACAGCGAGGUAUACUAACAAUUACAAUGUCCUACAUAUGGCGUGUAGGUAUGAGAGAGAAGAGAUGGUGACGUUGUUAUGUGACACUUACCCACACUUGGUACAUGACACUGAUGAUGAUGGACAAACCCCGCUCUUUGUUGUGGCAGGGAAAGGGAACUGUUCUAUAUUACAGACAGUAGAGAGGUUUGUACUUAACUCCUUAUAUAGAGUUGAGGACCAACAACAUAGGUGUGAGUCAGUCGAUGGUCGUGUGGUUCAUAGGAACUGUGUGUGUGCUCAGUACAUGGCUAAGUUAGUGGAUGUUGACGGGAAAACGGUGUUACAUGUGAGUUGUGUGUGUGGAAACAGGGAGGUUUGUUUAUAUUUAUGUCAUUCGUACCCAGCACUAACUACAGCUGUAAGUAAGGACAACCGUCAUUGUCUACAUAACAUAGCUAGGUCAUAUAGGUCAGAUGUAGACUGGUUCACUGAGUGUGAAAUUCAUGUAAAACAAUAUCUAGAAUCUACAGGUCGUAAUUAUGACAUCACUACCAUACUUGACAAUGACGGGAAAUCUGUUUUAGACGAAGCGAAGGAAAGGGCGAAGGAAAGGGGGACAAAAAACAACCCUUUGUUAUUGGAUCAUCUUAUAAAAGUGUUCGGUAAAUAAAAAUGAUAUUGAUUUCUCAAUGAAACGUGCACUUAUAAUCAACACAAACCUUUUAAAACAAUCCUGUGCAAAGCUCAGAUCAUGAUGAAGGUUUUAACGAGCACAUUUUAUCGGUAAAUAUUAUGAAAUAUGACGAGUUUUUUAGUCCAAGAUUGCCGAUCUUCUUUAAAUUUACGCACCGUAAAAAAACGGCCAGGGAUUUCCUCUUUGAGGUGCGAGAUUUUGUGUGUUUUUCUUUGGAAAACACUAAAGACCUGAAUGGAGUGGAUCGUAUCAGGUUUGAAAUAAGAAUAUGAUGUUUUUAUUCUGUUUUAAUUAUUACAAACAUUGUCAUGUUAUAUGUAAUUUUAAAUGUGCUGAUGCAUUGUGUUAAAAGCUGUGGAAAUAUUUCUUCCCAAAUGAAUUCUCAAUAGCAGUAAACUUUGUAUAAAUUGUUGAUAAAUCUUAAUGAUAUAAUGACUUAACAUGAUGUUUGGAGAAAACAAUGUACAGUGAAUUUCACAUUUCAUUUUAACAGACUUGUUAGCAUAGUCAUUUUAAGGUAACCUAUAUAUCAUAUCCCAUUUUUGAGUCACUGUUAACUCCUUUGGGGCUAAUCAGACAUGAUAGAUUCAUUUGACAGCUUUAUUGCCUUUAGGCAGGCCUCUUGUUCAGUUGUUGAGGUCAUAUGAGAUGAGAAACAAUAGUCAAACUCUGCAGUUACCAAUAAAAAAAAUCCAUGUACAUAAGGAAUGAGUGAAAUUUUAGGUAAGCUCAAUAAUUUCUCUUUCUUUUUAACAAUCUUGCACAAUGGAAACGUAAUAAAAAAAUGCAAACUCCAGUAUGAUUUUAAAAGCAAUAAUAUCAUUCACAGUUACUAUUUUAUUAUUGUUUUUGUAUUCUGUAGCGUAUGAGUAUUUUAAAUGAAAAUUGGUUGCAGGAUUUCAUACCUAUUUCAUGUGAAUCUGUUGAAAUUAGUGAGGACUGUGAUAAACCUGCAUACAACGAAAACUAGCAAAUGGAAACUGUUCAAUAAAAAAAACAUAACAAAUAUGUAAAUUCACUUUCUUGAAAUUGUCAAAAUUACUUUCUAUGUGAUGACUGUGAUCCAGUGUUCUAACAAAUACAACUUAAAUACGCUAAAAAGAAAUUUUCUAUGAUGGCCCAUAGAGACAAAUGUUUUACUAAUCAUUUCAACUAUGUUCUUUCAUUAUCAUAUUUAUUAUCAUGACAUGUUUAUAAUUGCCCAUUUUUAACAGAUUGUUCCAUUUUUUAACAUUUUAUGUAUUUGUUUUAUUUAAGUUAUUGAUUUAAAAUAACUUUUAUUAGAAUUUUCUUUGUAGUCUAUGGUAGAAUUUAUUGGAUGGUAUAUUACUUACUUUUUUCGAUGAAAGCUAAUUAUGAGAGGAAGGUCAUGACAAAACAAGAUUUCAUAUUUUUGCAACUUGUGUAAAGGCUUGGUCAGGAGUGUAAUAUAUGACUCUUUUGUCAAUGUAUGUGGUCACAUUAAGCAAGAUCCAGAGUGUAUUAAACAAAACUGCACAUUUAUACAUGUUUCCUAAUGAGUACAUUUUCUGGUCAAGCUUCUUGUAAUGUUUGCAAUGUUUUCAAAAUUCCUUUUUUGAAGUCUUCUUCUGCUAUCCUCUGUAGUCAUUCUCUCAAACCAUGAUACAAAUGAAUUUACUGAGUGUAGUGAGCUUAUUUUUCUUUUGUCUGAUGUAUGAGUAUUUAAUCCUUUUAUCUGAUGUAUGCGUAAAUAAUCCUUUUGUCUGAUGUAUGAGUAUUUAAUCCUUUUGUCUGAUGUAUGAGUAUUUAGUCCUUUUGUCUGAUGUAUGAGUAUUUAAUCCUUCAUGCAGAGCAGAGUGGAUGGGGCAUGGCCAUUUUUUUCUGAUGUGUUAAUAAAAUAGUUCUUUUUUAAGAUAAUAAUGUUUAAA
Molecule: messenger RNA, 4637 nt
Organism: Mizuhopecten yessoensis (Yesso scallop)
Lineage: Eukaryota; Metazoa; Mollusca; Bivalvia; Pectinida; Pectinidae
Exons: 6
Coding region: 40-2724 (894 amino acids)
Molecular function (GO): protein binding
Source: RefSeq, a predicted model, not a curated record